AUGUCCAACCCAACCAUCUUUAUCCUCGGCGCCUAUGGCUUUGUCGGCAGUCACCUCACCAGGAUCUUGGGGGAGAAACAUCCGGACUAUCGCCUACUAUGCUUGAUGCGCAACCCUACGCCUGAGCGUCUCGAUCCACUGAAGGGUUUGCAUCCCAACAUCGAGAUCAUCGAAGGCGCUUUGGAGGAUACAGAGCUCAUCUCCAAGACUUCCGAGGAUGUCGAUGUCGUGCUGAAUACUGCGAGCUCUGACCACUGGCCGAGUGUUGAAGCUACUCUCGAUGGACUCACCAAGAACUCGGCGAAGCACCCGGGAAAGCCGCCGCUUUAUAUCCACGUCUCUGGCUGCGGUAUCAUUAGCGACAACGUCCGUGGAGAGAAGGUGGACAACGUGAAAGAGUGGACUGAUGUUGGGCUUGACUUGAAGGACUGUCCGCCCACGAAUACGCACCUUGAAUCCGAUACCAAGAUCGUCGAGGCAGGCACCCGCUCCGAGAACCCUAUUCGCACAAUCAUCCUCUUCCCCGGUCAGAUCUACGGAAUCGGUGAAGUCCAGAAGACCACCAUGUGGUUGCGCAUCUUCUCUCAAAUGGCGAAGAACGUUGGAUAUUCCGGUACAUGGGGUCCUGGAGAGAUAUCGCAAGGGAACAUCCACGUCAAGGACUGCGCUAGCGCUCUAGUGCUGUUGCUGGAGAGCGCUCUCGAGGGGAAGGCCGGGGAAGGCAAGGACGGUCUCUACUUUGGUGUGGCCCCGGUGCCUCUCAUUACGUACAAACAGUGGACCGAAAUCAUGGGCGACAUCCUGCACAAUAAGGGCCUCUUGAAGGAGCCUGGAUCCCACCCAUUCCCUCCCGAGAUCACCGAUGCUUGGGGCCAUUAUGGGUGGUCCUUACUUGGAAGCAAUCAACAUGCGAAAGCAGACCGUCUCCUUCAACUGGGAUGGGAACCGGAAUGGAGCAAGAAGGAAUCCAUCCUCGACGUCCUUCCAGCAAUGAUCGAGGUUGCCGCCCAAGAUUUAAUCGCCGCCGAGAAGAAAUGA
Molecule: messenger RNA, 1038 nt
Organism: Peniophora sp. CBMAI 1063
Lineage: Eukaryota; Fungi; Basidiomycota; Agaricomycetes; Russulales; Peniophoraceae
Source: the annotation of a GenBank genome assembly